AUGAAGUACAUGAUCCUGAUCGCCUCUUUCCUCGGCCUGGCUCUGGCCGCUGGUAACUGCCCCGAUUUCCCUUCCUGCCAUUGCCCGGGGACCUCUGCAGAAUCGGUGAAAAUGUCCCCGGUGACGGCCAGGGCGUUUGCUGCGAAGGCAAAAGCUGCGUCCGGGAAUCUGGAGGUGACAACUGGUAUUGCCAGUAGUGGGCUCUGUCGAGUCGCUACUAGCAGAGUGUGA
Molecule: messenger RNA, 231 nt
Organism: Penicillium cosmopolitanum
Lineage: Eukaryota; Fungi; Ascomycota; Eurotiomycetes; Eurotiales; Aspergillaceae
Exons: 2
Coding region: 1-231 (76 amino acids)
Source: RefSeq, a predicted model, not a curated record